Molecule: messenger RNA, 2428 nt
Organism: Cynara cardunculus var. scolymus (artichoke)
Lineage: Eukaryota; Viridiplantae; Streptophyta; Magnoliopsida; Asterales; Asteraceae
Product: lysM domain receptor-like kinase 3
Exons: 11
Coding region: 128-2119 (663 amino acids)
Biological process (GO): protein phosphorylation; innate immune response
Molecular function (GO): ATP binding; transmembrane receptor protein kinase activity
Source: RefSeq, a predicted model, not a curated record
ACUCCAUCAAAUCCCUAAAUUCUUCAUCAAUUUUGUAAUCUCAAGCUCCACCUUCUUCCAAUGAUCUUCAACUUCACCCAAUAACUCUGAAAAUCCAUCAACUACACACCUUUUCAAUCAUUCAACAAUGGAGUUUUCAAUCCGGAUGCUCAAAUUGCUGAUACUGUUUCUUUCGGUUUUGCAGUUGCAGACACUCGGUUCUGCAUACCCGACGCCAUUAAAUUGUACAGAGACAUCUCGCUUGUGCACUUCCUUCUUAGCGUUCAGUCCAUCUCCCAAUCAAACCCUAGACGUGAUUAUGAGCAUGUUUGAUGUAUUACCUAACGAUGUUACAGUUGAAGGUAACGGCCGUAACUAUGUUUUUGUUCGGAAGAAUUGUUCCUGUGCUACUUCUCCGGUUUAUAAGUAUUUGACGAAUACUACAUACACGGUGAGGAAAAAUGGAGGAUCUGUCUAUGAUUUGGUGGUUGAUUCGUAUGGAGGAUUGGCGUAUCUGUCGAAUUUCUCCCGACCGGCGCGUACAGGGGCGGUGGUGUCGUUGCAGCUGUUUUGUGGUUGUUCGACUGGACUAUGGAAUUACUUGAUGAGCUAUGUGAUGAAGGAAGGGGAUAGCAUUGAAUUGCUAGCGAGUAGGUUUGGUGUUAGUAUGGAUAGCAUUGAAAUCGUUAACAAGAUUGAUAAUCCUGAUAACGUCACUAUUGGUGCACUUUAUUACAUUCCUCUGAAUUCAGUUCCUGGAGAGCCAUACCCUAUAGAGAAUGACAGUCCCCCUGCUCCUGCUCCAUCUCCAACUCUUUCCGCCAUUGUUACAGGAAUUAAUCACAAGAGUGACUUAAAGCGUUGGUGGAUCAUAGGGAGUUUGGGUGUUGGAUUGGCUCUAAUCAUAGCAGUUGUACUUCUUUUCGUUUGCAUGAGAUCAUCAAUUUGCUUCAGUGAUGCCCAAAGGAAUCGUUUAAAGGGUCCUGAAGAUGAACAAGUUUCUCAUAAGUUCCACAUAUUACGAACAUCAAGCUUUUGGUGUGGUUCAGGGAGACUCUGCUGCAAAUCUGAUGAUUGGAGACAAACUAUUGAGGAAUCUAGUGACCGUCAUACAAACAUUCCAAAAGUUGUUGGGACUGAUAUGUUCAACGUUGAGAAGCCUGUUGUCUUCUUAUUUGAAGAAAUUUUAUCGUGUACAGAGGGUUUCUCUGAGUCCAAUCUUCUAGGUCAUGGAACAUAUGGCUCUGUGUACUAUGGUUUACUUCGGGAACAGGAAGUAGCUGUCAAAAGAAUGACUGCCACAAAAACUAAAGAGUUCACAGCAGAAAUGAAAGUUUUGUGCAAGGUUCAUCAUACAAAUUUGGUAGAACUUAUUGGUUAUGCAGCUAGUGAUGAUGAGCUCUUCCUCAUUUAUGAAUAUGCUCAGAAAGGUUCACUUGGAAGUCACUUGCAUGAUCCACAAAACAAGGGUCAUCCAACGUUAUCUUGGAUUAUGAGGGUUCAAAUUGCACUGGACACCGCAAGGGGGCUGGAAUACAUACAUGAGCACACUAAGACUCAUUACGUGCAUCGAGAUAUCAAAACAAGCAACAUCUUACUAGAUGGUGCCUUCAAAGCCAAGAUUUCAGAUUUUGGGUUGGCGAAACUCGUAGGAAGAACUAACGAUGGAGAAGCUUCCGCCACGAGAGUGGUUGGAACUUUUGGUUAUUUAGCUCCAGAAUAUCUCAGGGAUGGCUUAGCUACAACGAGAAGUGAUGUAUAUGCAUUUGGUGUUGUUCUUUUUGAGUUAAUAUCGGGAAAAGAAGCCAUUACACGAACCGAAACUGUUGUGAUGAAAAAUUCUGAGAGACGGUCGUUGGCUUCCAUUAUGUUGGCAGCUCUUAAGCACUCAUCAGACUCUAUGAGUAUGUCUGGCUUAAAAGAUCAUAUUGAUCCUAAUCUAUUGGAUUUAUUUCCUCAUGACUGUGUUUUCAAGAUGGCAAUGGUGGCGAAACAAUGCGUGGAGGACGACCCAAUCUUGCGACCCGACAUGAAGCACGUUGUUAUUUCUCUUUCGCAAAUUCUUUUAUCAUCCGUGGAGUGGGAAGCAACUCUUGCUGGAAACAGCCAAGUGUUCAGCGGCCUUGUUCAAGGUAGAUAAGUCCCGUCACCAUCUUUUUUUCUCUAUAAUCUGCAUCAUUAUUCAUUAGUUGAUGAAGAGGGUCCGAUUCAGUUUUCAACAUUAUACUGCCUGCGUUGUGUGUAAAUAGUUGCAUAGAUGGUUCGUUAUAGCGUCAACCAGGGUGAGGUUUUACACGUUACGCAUUUGAUUAUUUAUUUCUCCACCGUAUUCGUUGUUCCUAUAACCUUCUCUUCUCAAAAAUGUGUUGUUGAGUCCUUGUAAUAUAAAGAUGGAUCAUGUCUUCAGUUUGCAAUAUAUAUGAUAGGUCUCAUCAAGUGGCCUUUUUGG